AUGGAGGCCAUCGUCCUUGUGGACAAGCCCAUUAUUCUAGCUCCUGACUUGACGACUUGCAAAACCGUUGGCGACUUCUUCACCGCUAUCAAAGACUUCAACUCGGACAUCUUCAACGACAUGGAGACUUUGCUGUACAUUAUACAUGGCUCUGACGGUAUCCAGGUGCCACUGAACGGUCCCUUGUACGACCCCGAGCGUCCUCUACCAACCACCAUCGAUUCAGUCUUCCGCAUUACGGCACGGCCGAUGCAACUAGAGUACCUCGUACGAGUCCGUCUCCCACUUCAGAAUUUCACGCACCCCUGGCCAACAUACGGUUCUGUGACAGUGUGGUGGGGCGACACUGGAAGACGGCUACGAGAAAAAAUUCAUGCGAAAUACGGAAUUCCGAUAGACUCUUUUAUGCUCGCAUUUCGUGGCGCUGGCGUCUUCGAUACCAUGAGUCUCUGUGAGCAGAAGAUCUUGGGCUGCUGUAUUGUCACUGUGAGACUAAGCAUUUCGAUCAAAUGCCAGUUCAAGAAGGAGGAUUAUUCGAUCCGGGUCUGGUCCGAUGACACGAUGAAAAAACUUCUCGAAAUGGUUGCGAAGCGGAUGGAUGAAAGCCUAGAGUGCCUUCGCUUCGCGAUCAUCAAAUGCUCUGGCAACGUUACUGAAGAAGCAAAGAAGUGGCUCCCGGAUCAAUCCGACAUUUACUCGGCUGAGUACGUCGCCGGAACAUUGGAAGAGAAUGGGUUUCGACACGGAGACAAGAUCAUGGUAUUCCGCCAGCAAGAGAACUCGAAUAAACGAAAGAGGGACUCCGAGGAAGCUGAGACUAAGGAAACCGCCUAA
Molecule: messenger RNA, 834 nt
Organism: Cladophialophora bantiana CBS 173.52
Lineage: Eukaryota; Fungi; Ascomycota; Eurotiomycetes; Chaetothyriales; Herpotrichiellaceae
Exons: 1
Coding region: 1-834 (277 amino acids)
Source: RefSeq, a predicted model, not a curated record